AAAAACAAUGCUUUAUAAACCAAACAAAGGCUAACGUGUCAAGCCUUUAUUACCUGAAAAAAUACUACUUUCUAUUUUUCUUCUUAAAGAAAACACAAAUCAGAAAAUUUCCAUUUACUCCGGCGAUUCUCUUCUCAUUAGAUCCUCUCUCUCUCUCUCUCAAAAAGAGAAAAUCUCAGAGCCAGAAGAAGACAAAUAUAUCUUUUCUAUUCCUCAGAUCUCUGAAAUCGAAGUUUCUCGAACUGUUUUGUUUUGUUUUUUUUCCGAUGAGGUGUAAGAGACACACAGUAGAUUUCAGUAGCAGUAUCGGCGUUUGUGCUUCUUGUCUCCGUGAACGACUCUUUACUCUCGCCGUUUCAACCGCCGCGUCUGAAAACGACGAUAACGAUCAUCGUCAUUCUCGUAUUUCUCCACCUCCUCUGCUUUUUCCUCGUUCUGUUUCUCCUUACGUUGCUCCUAGAAAAUCCGACGCCGGAACCGGAACCGGAGCUGGAGGAAGAGACUCCGUAGCUUCUUCUAAUAACCGAUUCUUCGCAACGCCGCAAGUGGUUGUUCAAUCAUCGUCAUCGGAAAAAGUCUUCGAAUCAGACAGAUCGUUUAAGAAGAAAAAAAGCGGUUUAUCUAGAUUCUCUAGCUUCUUCAGAACGAGAUCUGACGAUUACGAUUCGCGUCGCGAUUCAUGCGACGCCUCCACGGUUUUUUCUCAACCGUCGUCGGCGACGACUUCACGGUCAUGGUUUUCGAAGGUUAUAUCAGUUCGAUCGAAGAAACAAUCAACCACCAAUACUUGCUACAUCGAAGAUUUGAUCGCUUCCGAAUCCGAUCAUCAUCAUCAUAAUCAAAAUCGACCUAGACAGAGAUAUUGUAGAGGAAUGUCGCCGGCGGGAGAUUCAACGACGAACGAUGAAUCAGUUGAGGAAUCUCCAGGGAGAUUAAGAAGAACGCCGGUGAUGGGAACUCCGGGAAGGAAAAAGACGGCGACGAUUGGGAUUGGUAGAAGUGUAUCAGGGAUGGCUUUUUGCUUAAGUCCAUUAGUGAGAGCUAAACCUAACUGUUCUUCUAACUGGAAAGCGAAAUUUCCGCCGGAUUUUGGAUAUUCCGGUGAAUUGAAAUCUCCGGCGAAGCCUCACCUAUCAACGGCGGCGUCUUUUUGCGGUAACCGGUCUAAGAAGCUUGUGGAUUUAGGUAGAGUUGAUCACCGCCGUUGAUUUUUUUGGUUGAGGUCAAAAUCUGACCGUUCUUUGUGAAAUUACCUAAAAUACCCUUCACAAGAUUCAUAUGGUGUGGCUUUACUAUACCAACAGAUAAAGAGUGAAUUUACUUUUUUUUUGGUUAUUCAUUACAGUAUAUUAUAAUGUUUUGUGAUUGUAUAUUAAAGGAAGAAAUAUUCGUUUUUAUAUUUAGGAGAUUAGAAGAGAACAAUGUCGUGUGUUUUCUUUUUCUUUGGAUAGUCUAAUGUGUAUCUCUUUUUUUCUUAUGAGAAUUUUUGGGUGUACACAUCAAAAAAUGACAGAUAGUAGAAGAAGUAAACCUAUGACUAGUUCAUGUCAGAAUUGUAAUACAUUGCUAUUAUUUUUGAAGUUUUCAAAUCU
This is a messenger RNA of Arabidopsis thaliana (thale cress), 1592 nucleotides long. RefSeq lists its product as uncharacterized. The record is from RefSeq and is marked reviewed. NCBI's taxonomy places the organism in Eukaryota, Viridiplantae, Streptophyta, Magnoliopsida, Brassicales, Brassicaceae. Bases 267 to 1208 code for a protein of 313 amino acids. The transcript has a single exon.